AUGGAGAAGGGUCUGCUGGUGCUCCUAAAUGCCACGGCCGCACACUUUGGGUUCAGGCCGACGUACAGGAGGGUCUGGCUGGUGAAGCAGAAGGCUGUUGCUGUCAUCUAUGGUGACUGGGAUGAGUCGUACAACGAGCUCCCUAGGUGGGUGUUAGGAGUCCAGUUGACCAUGCCUGGUACUGUAGCAGUCCUUCGGACUAGCCCUGUUCGAGUUGGGGGACAGCUGGACGAGUCUCAAGCUUAUUUUCACAGGCUGUUCUGGACGUUCCCACCUUGUAUUGAGGGAUUCCGUCAUUGCAAACCGUUGGACGAGAACUCCAACAUACUCCUUGUGGCAUUUGCACUAGUCGAGGGUGAGAAUGCUGAGUCGUGGUCCUUCUUUCUCUCCCACCUCCGUCAGCACGUGACACCGCAGCCAGGUCUGCUAGUUAUUUCAGAUAGGCAUAACGGCAUCAAGGCCGCGCUUGAGGCUCCUAAUGGGGGAUGGCUACCUUCGGCUGCAUACCGGACAUUCUGUAUUCGACACGUAGCAGCAAAUUUUGCCCUUACGUUCAAGGGCAAAGACGCUCGGAGGCUUCUUGUGAACGCCGCAUAUGCCAAGACAGAAGUAGAGUUUGAUUACUGGUUUGACAUUCUGCGCUCUGAGAAUCUGGCGAUGUGUGACUGGGCGAACCGGAUUGAGUAUUCGUUGUGGACACAGUAUUGUGAUGAGGGGCGCAGAUUCGGGCACAUGACGACCAAUAUCUCUGAGUGUGUGAACUCAAUCCUGAAGGGUGUCAGGAACCUCCCUGUGUGCUCGCUGGUGAAGGCCACAUACGGAAGGUUGGCUGAACUAUUUGUCCGCAAGGGGAGGGAGGCCGAGGACCAGCUGGGUACCGGACAACAAUUCAGUCAACACCUGGUAAAGUGUAUCGAGGCCAAUCUGAAGACGGCUAGGUGCUUCACCGUGACUGUAUAUGACAGGGAUAACUCGAAGUACACCGUGGCAGAGACGACUCCGACUGGUUCGUUCUCACUGGGUAGCUAUAGGGUCUCACUAGGUUUCAGACAUGUGAUUGUGGAUACUUCCAGGCACUUCAUUUUCCGUGUCCGCACGCACUAG
This is a messenger RNA of Arachis ipaensis, 1104 nucleotides long. RefSeq lists its product as uncharacterized. The record is from RefSeq and is a predicted model, not a curated record. NCBI's taxonomy places the organism in Eukaryota, Viridiplantae, Streptophyta, Magnoliopsida, Fabales, Fabaceae.